Molecule: messenger RNA, 5125 nt
Organism: Thrips palmi
Lineage: Eukaryota; Metazoa; Arthropoda; Insecta; Thysanoptera; Thripidae
Gene: Clk
Product: circadian locomoter output cycles protein kaput
Exons: 17
Coding region: 375-2588 (737 amino acids)
Biological process (GO): regulation of transcription by RNA polymerase II; circadian regulation of gene expression
Cellular component (GO): nucleus; CLOCK-BMAL transcription complex; cytoplasm
Molecular function (GO): RNA polymerase II cis-regulatory region sequence-specific DNA binding; DNA-binding transcription factor activity, RNA polymerase II-specific; protein dimerization activity
Source: RefSeq, a predicted model, not a curated record
CCACAACACACAACCUACUUUUGACAGUAGAUGUCAGUUUUAAGUACGAUUCAAGCAUGUGUUCGUGAUUUGGGGAUGAUUGAAAAGCUUUCUGAUGUUUUUAGAAUAAACUCAUAGGAGCUCUACCACCUCCAUAGGGCGGUGCACAGUUUAUAAUAUUCUGACAGGUUCCGUAACUUGUGGGGACGUACACCGUAUCAAGAUGUCGGAGCCCAAACUACUUGUUACGUCUCAGUUUAAUUUUUGAAACAUUGGCCGUUUUAGAUCGCCAUGACACUGUUUGAGAGUAAAUUCGCGUGCAUAUGAAUUUUACAUUCAUCACUGCGUUGGUUCCAUCUCCCUAAGUGCACUGAAAGGUUAAUCCUUUUCUCAGAAUGACUAGUUACGUCAACCGCAGUAGCCAUCGCAAGUCCGAUGAUGCGAUGGAUGAUGAUACUGAUGACAAAGACGAUACUAAGCGGAAAUCUCGCAAUCUCAGCGAGAAAAAGCGCAGAGAUCAGUUUAACAUGCUUAUUAACGAACUCAGCUCCAUGGUUUCCACUAACAAUCGUAAAAUGGACAAGUCAACUGUUCUGAAAUCAACAAUAUCGUUUUUGAAGAAUCACAAUGAGAUAUCUGUAAGAUCUAGAGCCCAUGAAAUACAAGAGGAUUGGAAGCCUUCCUUUCUGUCUAAUGAAGAAUUCACACAUCUUGUGUUGGAGGCUGUAGAUGGUUUUAUUCUUGUAUUUUCUGCUACUGGGAAAAUAUUUUAUGCAUCUGAAAGUAUAACUUCCCUACUUGGUCACUGUCCAAAUGACCUUUUGAACACAUCUUUAUAUGAUAUAGUGUAUGAAGAGGACCAAACAGACCUCUAUAAUCUUAUGCUCCAACCUAAUGUUUCUGUAGAUCCAGUAAAUUAUGACAGCAGCAAAGAAAAUCAACUUUCAUUCGCCUGUCAUGUAAGGAGAGGUGGCCUGGAUUGCCGAGGAGAAGUAAUUUAUGAAUUAGUACAAUUUGUUGGAUAUUUUCGAUCUGACAUUGAUAGUCAUGAAACAGACAACCUCAACUCUUUAUGUAUGAGUGGAUUUUCCAAUGAUACAGACACUAGAUUAAUUUUUGUUGGCACUGGACGGUUACACCAGCCCCAGCUCAUUCGUGAAAUGGCUCUAGUAGACUCGGUUAAAAGUGAAUUCACAUCAAGACAUAGUCUUGAAUGGAAGUUUCUAUUUCUAGAUCACAGAGCACCCCCAAUUAUUGGGUACCUACCUUUUGAAGUGCUUGGCACAUCUGGCUAUGAUUACUACCAUGUUGAUGAUUUAGACAAGGUUGUUACCUGUCAUGAAGCAUUAAUGCAAAAGGGUGAGGGCACUUCGUGUUACUACCGCUUUUUAACAAAAGGCCAGCAAUGGAUUUGGCUACAGACAAGAUUCUACAUAACGUACCAUCAGUGGAACUCAAAACCUGAGUUUAUUGUGUGUACCCACAGAGUUGUCAAUUACAUUACUGCAAUGCGCCAGUCCAGGGGGGAAACGGAUCCUGCUGGGGACCACAAUGGUAGUCAAGAUGACAAUGAAAAUAUGCCUCUUGAUUCUGACCAUAAGCUUCAAACUGUUGCUGCAUCAUCACCUUGGUCCUCUAAAUCAUCAGUUGGGAAAGCCUCACGGUUGGCCUUGACUAAUGUCAGCUCUCCGGCUCCAUCUGGUUCAAUUGUAUCAACUGGAGCGAGAGGACGAGGCCAAAUGUCGUUCCAUGGCACUGGGCCUGACUCUGACUCAAACUCCAUGUCAACCGAUUCCGUCACAUCAAGACAGUCACAUCCUAGGGCCAACUCCCAUGGAGCCUCCAUGCGUGGACAGAACAGUCAGCGCUAUCAUUCUGUCUCUCAACCAAGCACUUCUUCUGGAAUCCAACACUCGGCUGAGCCGCCAGCCAAACUUCUGUGCAGUCAAUUACCUUCAGCGCCCAGUGUGGCGGUCCAAGCAAUGCCAAGCAUGCAAGCUGUGCCGAACAUUCCGCCUGCAGAGCCUCCUCCGCAGGCACCUCAUCCCCAGCAGUUCAUGGCAGCCAUUCCCGUUCAGCCUGUGAUAGCCGGAGGCUUCAGCGCCCCUGCGGCUACUGUGUCUACUUCGGCUGAGUUGCUAUCUCAGCCAGUAAUGAUGAGCCCAGCGCAGACACAGUACCAAGAGCAACUUCAGAGGAAGCAUGAAGAACUUCAGCAAAUGAUAUUGCAACAGCAGCAGGAACUGCGUCUAGUGUCUGACCAACUUCUGAUGGCUCGUUAUGGAAUUCUUCCAGCAUCCCUGCUCAAUGUGUCGCUUCCCUACACAGUGGCAAGCAAUGCUGUGGGGUCCACUGUAACUCAAGCUCUGGCUCCAACUUCAAUACCCAUUCCAGUGCCUGCAUCUUCAGAACUUUUUGUAACUCCACAUCACCACUCUCUCGUUCAUUCGCCUCUUGCUGUUGCUCCUCCUGUGGUUGUGGACCCUCAACAGAUUAACCUUCAAACCGGAACUGAGGAUAUGGUUCCUUUCCAACUAUCUCAACAACAGGCCCAGUUGUUGUUAGCAUCCAAUUUUAACCCCAACACUACAAAUCAACAUCGUCAAUAAAUUUAUUUGUAUUUCAUGUGUUGGGAGUAUUGAGUGCAGACCUCCGAAAUUCAAAUGUGUUAAACAAGAACCAAUGAGGCCUAUAUAUCUAGAAAUUCCAUUUUACUUCAGUAUUGAAAUGUGUGAGUGGUCGAGUGUGAAAGUAUCCAAAGCUGUGCGUGUGCUUGUGAAAUAUUAAUUAACUUACGAACCUAAAUACCAUACUGGUUUUAAACUUUAAAAAAUAAUAAAUAUUUUGGGAUUAUGUAACCUACAUAUACAGUAUAUUUAUAUUUUUAGGGAAAGAUUUUAAACAGUUGCCUGUGGUUUAUUUUGUGAUUUAAAAAAAAGCCAGUCAUCAUUUAGUUAAACAUGACUUUAUGUACCUUGAUGGUUCCUGUUUUGACGGAUCUAGUUCAUAUUAUGUUUAUUUGACGGUUUUGUGAAUUGCUCAGGGCGUGUGAUUGGUGUGAUCAGUCUGUGAGUGUGUCCUUCUAGUGAUUGAUUAUAAGGAAUGAUUCUUUUUUUCUUGCCCUUGCCAUUCUUCUGUUAUAGUAACCAAACUAAUUUCAACAAAUACAUUGAGUAAUUUUAUACAUUGACACAGGAUUUUGUCCUCCAGUAAGUGUUUAAGUGAAACCGUUCUUUUCUUUUUGUAUGUUCUUUCAUACACAUUUUUUCCCCUGUUUUCUUUUACAUGUUCAUUAAGUUUCCUUUUGUGUAUGUCAAUACAAAGGUGAAGGUUAUGAGUAUUGCCUGGAACUGGGUGUAAUUUAGUCAUUCAAUUCACAUUUAUUUCCUUUACCAAUUGGCAUGUGUGAAGUCCAAACAUAAAUUCACAUUCAAGUUACCCUAACAGCUAUUCUCGUAAUGCUCGUAUUUUUCUGUCUUUGUCAGCAGAGGGCUAUUUUUUUGUCAAGAACAUACUCUCCUGUGGUAAGACAUUCCUUCCAUCUCUCACCAUUUUAAAUGUUAUUAUUACAUUUUGUCAAUGGCGACACUUAUUUUAUUUACCCUAUCAAUGUAACCUGUGCCAAAAUACAUCAAUAUAAGUUAGGAUUCAAGCAAAAUGUGUCAACCUUUUGUGUUGUGGAGAUAAGAAUCUACAUAUUUUUGAAAGUUACCUGAAGUAUGAUGUUAGGGUAAGUGGGGUGUUUAGGGAUAGCAUUUAUUUUAAUGAUAGUGGUGUUUGAAAUCAUAUAUGGUAUGCUAAACAUGUACAGUGAGCAGCCGAUUACAACUGAGUGUGUUUCUGGCAUUCGUGGACCAAGUCAACCUUUUAAACCAGUAAUUUUUUAUUUAAAUUCUGUAUGCUUGAUUUAGGGAAUUGACAGAAACACAGUGUGCUGUGUUAAAUUUUAUUUAUUUAUCAUAAUUUAGCUAAAGAGACAAGUUGUUAUGGUAAAGCUUUGUCUGUGUGCCAUCAUGUUUUAGGUGAAAUUGGUGAUGACAACAGUAAUAAUUGUAUCAAUUAUUCUCUUGUUAUUCUAUUCAUUUAGCCAUGUUAAUAAUUGCCGUAGAGUACAAAAUUUGAAAGUCAGAUCAUGUAAGUACAGUUUAGAAUCAAUGGUACCAUAAUAGUACAAAAGAUGUGAGGAUUUCCUCAGGUAAAUGUGUGCUGUACAUAUUAUAAUAAUCAAGAUUUUUUUCUACCAUUUAUAAGAUAAUUUUUUUAAUGUUUGUGCAACAUAGCAGAUAUACAUUCCUAUCUUCUAUUCUUCUAUUAUGUGUUUUUGAGAAUGAUGGCCAGUGAUGCUUCAUGUCUUUCUCAUCCUCGGUCGCAGCUAUUUUGUGUUGAAUUGCAUGCAUUUUGUUCAUAUUGAUGCCUCUGUAGAAUCUACCUUGAUCUCACUUGUUGUGUGUUGAUUUUUUACAGAGGUGUUUUUCUGAAGGCAUUAUUUUUGCUGUAAUCAAAGCAAAGUUUUAGGUAUACAAUCGCUUUUUGGGUUUUAGUGGGACAUGUAAUUUUACUGCCAUAUUAGGUACUAUUGCUAAUACUUUAUUUUCUACCUUUCUUAGCGCUCUGUCCACUUUGUCAAUCUUGCUGUUCAACACCUUUUGCUUUCAUUAUUGUUAUCCAUAACCGGGCAUUAAUUGGUUUGCAGGUUUAAAAAAAGUUUAUAAGGCUUUGGGCAUGUUAAAAUUUUCUUGAAAAUAUAUUUCUAGCAAUGUUACACAACUUUACCUGAAUUGUAUAGAUGUCUUUGAAGCACAAAAAUAAGGAGCUAUUAUGUCAUUAAUUUGUUAAAGUGUUGCAAUGUAAUAGACCAAAUAGUUAUAUUUCAGUCCUGAACAUGACUACCACAUUUUAGUGGAUGUGUACAGUUAUGCAUGUUCUAAUUAAGUCAGCAGAGUUCAUGUGCCUCAAAUGUGUGCUUGUUCUGCUGUAGGUGAUAGAUUAUAUUUUCUGCAUUCAGGGGAUGAACUUUUUAUUUUAAAUCAUGCAUGAAGAAACUUGUUCCUCCCAGGUAUUUAGUACAGAAUUUUCUUGUUUUUGUUUUGUUUUGAAAAUUUUCAUAAAAUAAAAAUAUAACAUUCAAGUUUUAUGCUGCCUACUA